GGUCAGUGCCUUUCACACUGUUAAAAAAUGAAGCAAUAGGAAGAAAUUUGUAUAUCUUGCUUUGUGGCUAUGCGAUCCGCUCUUUGUCAGAAAAAAAAUAUCACAUGUUUUAAACUUUGAUAUGCAUUUAUUGGUGUAAUUAUUUCCUAAUUGACAUCAUGUACCGUCCUAUGUCAGCUCAGACCAGGAAUGAGAACUUAAUGCGUGCAAGUGCGACUCGUCGCUUGGCAAGAGCUACGGAUCCAGUGGAAAAACUUCGUCUUCUUUGCUUGCAAAGAGGAUCCAGUGGAAUACUCGGACUAGGCAGAGUUUUCCGGAGGAUGGAUGACAACAGCAACGGUUUAUUGAGCUUAGAGGAAUUCAAGAAAGGCUUAAGUGAUUCUGGAAUGGAUAGAGUAAUUGACGAAUACGACGAAGAGGAAUUAUUUCAGCGGUUCGAUAAGGAUAGUUCUGGUUCUAUAAGCUACGAAGAGUUUCUUCGAGCCGUGAGGCCCAAGAUGUCAGCAAGUCGGCAAAAAAUAGUAGAAAAAGCCUUCGCGAAACUGGACAGGACAGGAGACGGGGUCGUGACUUACCACGAUCUUAAAGAUGUCUACAACGUUCGAUAUCAUCCAUUUUAUCAGAACGGACAGAUGACAGAAAAAGAACUUUUCUUAAGAUUUUUGGCAAAUUUUGAAGUUGGUGGAAAUCCCGAUGGCAUCGUUACUAAAGAGGAAUUCCUGGACUACUAUACAGGUGUGAGUGCAAGUAUAGACGAAGAUGCUUAUUUUGAUCUUAUGGUUCGUCUAGCAUGGAAACUCUAAAUAUGAAGAAAACUGAUCAUAAACGAAUUGUUGUUAUAAAAAUGGAACAAAAUAAAGUAAUCAAUAAAAAAAAACUGAAGGUAUGCAUGAAAGAAACUGAAGAUAUAUCGUUAAAAUAAGUGCAUAAGAAGUGAACCCUUUUGGAUAAAACUACUGUUUUAGUGCUGAUUUAACGUGUCAUAAAUUCAUUUACAAAUGUUUCCAGUGUUUGUUUUCCAAUAUCUUUUUUAAAUCGAAGAAUUCCACCUAAUUUUCAAUUCAAGUCAGAAACGUAGAGUUUCUCAGACUUCCUUGUGAUAAAGUGUUUAAAGAAGGUUGCAACUAAAAAGAAUACAAUUCAAAAAUUACUUCCAUCCAAUUAACUUUUUAUACUGUCUAGUGAAAAAACUAAUUUAUGUUUAAGAUAUUUCUAGAACAUUUUUUUUGCUCAUAUUUCAUUACUUAUAGAGUUUCAGG
Messenger RNA from Uloborus diversus, 1259 nucleotides. Its product is annotated as calcyphosin-like protein. The transcript is spliced from 5 exons. NCBI's taxonomy places the organism in Eukaryota, Metazoa, Arthropoda, Arachnida, Araneae, Uloboridae. The record is from RefSeq and is a predicted model, not a curated record. Gene Ontology annotation, molecular function: calcium ion binding. Bases 159 to 803 code for a protein of 214 amino acids.